CAACAUGGGACAAAGAUGGAGGCCUCAGCUGUCUGUUCUCUGCAGUCUGCGGAGUCAGACGCUAAAAAACCCACUUCUGGUUCCCUUAGUGUGGCUUCUGUCACAGAUUCUGAAACAGUAAUAAACACUAAAACUGAUAGUACCAUGGUUAAAGAACAAAAGAGUGACAAAGAGCUGCUAGAGGGACUUCUCACUGACUAUUAUUGCUACAUUUGCUCUUCUAACCUGAUGUUUGAAUCUAAUCGGGUGGCCCAUUAUGAGGGAAAACAACACUCUCAGAAAGUCAAAACCUAUCUGAAUGCCAUGAGAGCAGAUCUGAGCAGCGGUUGCCAGCAGAACAUGUCCCGCAAUAAAAACAGUUUCUGUGAGCUGUGCUAUGUGGUGUUCAGUUCACAAGUAGUCGCAAAGUCGCACUACGAAGGCAAACUCCAUGCGAAAAACCUGCGUAAACGAAGACUUCUUGAAUCAGUCAAGGACACAGCAGUGCAUAAUUCACCAGCUGUCACCCAGGAUCCCGUUAACUCCGACCAGAACUCGUCCCAGGAGGACGACCUGGAGUUUUACUCCGAGCCAACUUCAAACACCCCACCUUUCUCGAACACCGGGGUUGAUCUCGAAGACCCCAACAAGUACUGCGCCCUGUGUGUCGCUUCUUUUAACAACCCUCUGAUGGCCUCGCAGCACUACAACGGACGCAAACACCAGAAAAAAAUGGCCAGACAGAAGCUCCUCAAAGCACAGGAAAAUGAUGCACAGCAAGGGAACUCUUUUAUGUGCCAAAUGUGCGGCGUCUCAACCAACUCCCUAAAGAUGUACGAGGCUCACAUGCAGGGAAACAAACACCAGAUCAGGGAGAAGAAGUUGAGGAUCCUUUUUAAAUCCCAGCCAAAAGUCUACAGCACAUUCGCUGAUGAACUGGCCGAUUACAUCGAAGUGCAAAAGGUCAGAGGAAUCACCCCCAAGACCAGCGAGCUUCUCCCUGAAGAAAACACACAGAGCGACAACAAUUAUAAAGAAGAAGACGAAGCGCAGCACAAAGAUGUAAAACAGUGCGAUUUGGCUGCAACGCCUGUUUUCCUGCCUAACUUCCCUCAAAUUUCCCUCCCUCCUCCUCAGCCUAAUCCUGGGCCGCAGUUUGCUUUCGCUCCAGCUCCAUCCUGGGCUCCCAUUGGCUGGCCCUACAGCGUUCCUCCUCCUCAUCCUCUCCAACCCUUCCCAAGUUGCACACAGUUUAUCGGCUGGCCCACUGAUACUGGACCGCAAAGAAGACCCUCCACCUCCUCCACGUGCAGCACCUCAUCCUCCUCCUCUUCUCACAGCUCAGACGGACGUGAAAGCGAUGAAUGCAAAAACAGGAAUACAGAAAAGAGAAGAACGAAAAGACACAGGGAAUAUGAGGAGUCUGACGCAGCAGAGGGGAGGACGAAGAGGCAGAGGACGGAGAAGAGUUAUGACUCUGAGGACAGGAGACGGGAGGAGUUUGGGGAGUCGGGGGAGGAGAGGAGCGGGAAAAAGCCUAAAGCUCGCCGUAAGCGGACACGGAAACGUAAACCAUGUCAGCAGGAGGACUUUGAGGCGCGCCAGGAAGGAACCAUGACUGACCGAUCACAUUCACAGGCCAAAACUAAUGCUGAAGGCAGCGAGAGUGGACACAGUAAGCCAGGCAAACCCAGGAAAGAGAAGAAGAAAGCUAAGGAAGUGGUUGACACAAGGACAGAGGAGGAGAAGCUGUGGGACGACUCAAUUCUGGGUUGUUAAGACUAAUAAAUCACACUAAUGCUA
This is a messenger RNA of Poeciliopsis prolifica (blackstripe livebearer), 1782 nucleotides long. RefSeq names its product zinc finger matrin-type 1 (gene zmat1). Gene Ontology annotation, molecular function: zinc ion binding; nucleic acid binding. NCBI's taxonomy places the organism in Eukaryota, Metazoa, Chordata, Actinopteri, Cyprinodontiformes, Poeciliidae. The coding region runs from base 16 to 1758 and encodes 580 amino acids. The transcript is spliced from 7 exons. The record is from RefSeq and is a predicted model, not a curated record.